Messenger RNA from Salvelinus namaycush (lake trout), 6674 nucleotides. Its product is annotated as serine/threonine-protein kinase LMTK1-like. The coding region runs from base 1 to 6069 and encodes 2022 amino acids. The transcript is spliced from 16 exons. The record is from RefSeq and is a predicted model, not a curated record. Gene Ontology annotation, biological process: brain development; peptidyl-tyrosine autophosphorylation. NCBI's taxonomy places the organism in Eukaryota, Metazoa, Chordata, Actinopteri, Salmoniformes, Salmonidae. Gene Ontology annotation, molecular function: protein tyrosine kinase activity; ATP binding.
AUGGCGAGGAAGAUGUUGGCGGCUCUGCUGAUGGUCAUAAUGUCUUCAUCAUUCUUCGUCCCCGGGUUUGCCCUCAGUUCCCACUUCGAUUUAGCUGCGUCUCCCCACUCCCCCUCCUGUGUUACCUCCAGCUGCAUCUCCCCACUCCCCCUCCUGUGUUACCUCCAGCUGCGUCUCCCCACUCCCCCUCCUGUGUUACCUCCAGCUGCGUCUCUCCUCUUCCCCUCCUGUGUUACCUCCAGCUGCGUCUCCCCACUCCCCCUCCUGUGUUACCUCCAGCUGCGUCUCUCCUCUCCCCCUCCUGUGUUACCUCCAGCUGCGUCUCCCCACUCCCCCUCCUGUGUUACCUCCAGCUGCAUCUCCCCACUCCCCCUCCUGUGUUACCUCCAGCUGCGUCUCCCCACUCCCCCUCCUGUGUUACCUCCAGCUGCGUCUCUCCUCUCCCCCUCCUGUGUUACCUCCAGCUGCGUCUCCCCACUCCCCCUCCUGUGUUACCUCCAGCUGCGUCUCCCCACUCCCCCUCCUGUGUUACCUCCAGCUGCGUCUCCCCACUCCCCCUCCUGUGUUACCUCCAGCUGCGUCUCCCCACUCCCCCUCCUGUGUUACCUCCAGCUGCAUCUCCCCACGUCCCCUCCUGUGUUACCUCCAGCUGCGUCUCCCCACUCCCCCUCCUGUGUUACCUCCAGCUGCGUCUCCCCACUCCCCCUCCUGUGUUACCUCCAGCUGCGUCUCCCCACUCCCCCUCCUGUGUUACCUCCAGCGGCAUCUCCCCACUCCCCCUCCUGUGUUACCUCCAGCUGUGUCUCCCCACUCCCCCUCCUGUGUUACCUCCAGCUGUGUCUCCCCACUCCCCCUCCUGUGUUACCUCCAGCUGCAUCUCUCCUCUCCCCCUCCUGUGUUACCUCCAGCUGCAUCUCCCCACUCCCCCUCCUGUGUUACCUCCAGCUGCAUGGCGCUCCGCUAAGUGGGUUGUCUUGGCCGUCUUCUCUGGCGGUUGUGGCUGUUUCCUUCUCUGGUCUCUUCACCUUUUUCUUCCUCAUGCUGGCCUGCUUCUGCUGCAAGAAGGGGCAUAUCGGCUUCAAGGAGUUUGAGAAUGUCGAUGGGGAGGAGUACCAGGCGGACCUGUCCACCCUGGCGUCCCCUGCAUCCCAGAGCGGACCUGAUGUGUACAUCCUACCCCUCACUGAGGUGUCCCUCCCCGUGGCCAAACAACCAGGACGAUCAGUCCAACUCCAACUCCUGAAAUCCACAGAAGUCGGCCGACAGAGUCUUCUGUACCUGAAAGAGAUCGGAGAUGGCUGGUUCGGAAAGGUUAUCCUGGGGGAGGUGAAUGCGAGCCUCAGCACCACCCAGGUGGUGGUUAAGGAGCUCAAGGCCAGUGCCAGCGUUCAGGACCAGAUGCACUUCCUGGAGGAGUCCCAGCCAUACCGUGCCCUCCAGCACCCAGCGCUCCUACAUUGCCUGGCGCAGUGCACUGAGGUCACCCCCUACUUGCUGGUCAUGGAAUUCUGCCCUCUGGGUGAUGUGAAAGGGUACCUGCGGAGCUGUCGGGCUGCAGACACAAUGAUCCCUGAACCCCUGAUACUGCAGAGGAUGGCAUGUGAGAUCGCCUCAGGACUCUUGCACCUGCACAAACACAACUUCAUACACAGUGACCUGGCCCUGAGAAACUGCCUGCUGACCGCUGAUGUCACAGUGAAGAUCGGAGACUACGGCCUGUCACACAACAAGUACAAAGAGGACUACUUUGAGACAUCAGACCAGAUGUACGUGCCUCUGCGUUGGAUCGCUCCAGAACUCGUAGAUGAAGUCCAUGGCAACCUUCUGGUGGUGGACCAGAGCAAACAGAGCAACGUCUGGUCUCUGGGGGUUACUAUCUGGGAGUUAUUUGAGUUGGGGAACCAGCCGUACAGACACUACUCUGACAGACAGGUGUUAACCUACGCCGUGAGGGAACAGCAGCUCAGACUGCCCAAGCCCCUGCUCAAAAUACCCUUGGCAGAGCGCUGGUAUGAGGUGAUGCAGUUCUGCUGGCUCCAACCAGACCAGAGGCCCAAUACAGAGGAGGUCCACCUGUUACUCAGCUACCUGUGUGCCAAGGGGGCCAGUGAGGCCGAGGAGGACUUUGAGAGACGCUGGAACUCCCUGCGUCCCAACCCCAACGCCGGCCAAAGCAGCAGCAGCCUUCAUCACGGCGCCGGAGCCCUGGCCUCUGGUACGUCAUGUUCAGGCCACUUUUUAUGGCUCAUGACUACUUUGUACCUCCCCUCCUCCUUCCCUCUGCUGGAGCAGUUCUCUGGAUGUGACGGUUACCACAGUGAAUCAGGAGAUGAUAUACUGACCGUGACAGAGACCAGCCACGGUCUGAACUUCCAGUACAAGUGGGAGCAGACCCAGGCGGGGAUCGGGGCAGAGCAGCCUUACCACCACGCUGCCUCAUCCUCCAGCGGUACCCUGGGGGUCGUUAACCACCACUGUCAGGACCUAUACUACCCAGGUGGAAUGACGCUGCAUGUUUCUGGGGUCGGGGUGGUGCCGGAGCUCAGCGCCCGUAGUCCUUCAGUGAGCUCUGAGUACUACAACCGCAUGGAGGAGCCUGACUACACCAUGUGCUCCUACAGCCCAGACUACCAGGGCAGCCACGGGAGCUUCCUGACCGGCAGUGGCAGUGCAGACUCAGGGGAGUGUAUGAUGGGGAUGGGUCCCCCCCAGGCCCACUCCAAACCUGUAGACUCCUACUGGUCAGCAGACGUCUGUAAAGAUAGGGGUGUUGGAGCGUAUAACUCGGACAUCUCCCUGACAAUGGAGCCCCAUGUCUCUGACUCCAGCCCCCUGAGACCAUGGGAGGCUGGUCACUACGUCUCCUACAAGGACCGGGACGGGGGGUACUACUACGAACACUCACCACCCAUGGGCAUUGGCCACCACAUGGGUCUGGGGAUGGACCAGCAUUACCUGAUGGGGCGGGAACACUCUCACCCCAAGCCCCAUCUGGAGAGCUGGGGGUCCCGUAGCCUGCGUCAGGCCCUGGGAGAACUGGACAACCCUCUGGGGAUAUCUCCCUCCAUCAGCACCCAUCUCCAGGAUGGUGGUCCUCCUUUUGGGGUAGGCGACCCCUACUUGGAGACACCCCAGGGCACAGGCUCCAUCAUCGGGGGGAGUAGCGUCACUGGCGGCUACUAUGACACGAUGGGUUCUCUGAGGAAAACCAUGCCGACCAUGCCAGACCACGCCCACUCAGUCAGCAUCACUAUGGCGUCGGAAGAGGCCCUCUUCAUUUGUCACCGGGACAGCGACCCGGAUGAAGAAGAGGAGGAUAUAUUCUCAGAGAGGCUGAGGAGAAGCAGUAGUAACCUCUCCAACCCCUCCGCUAACGACAACAGUCUAGGCCUGGGUCUAAGCCUUGGCCGUAGUGGACAGGCUGGCUGUAGACAACUACAGGAUCCCUAUGAAGACUUCCACUACUCUAUGCCCACUACCGACAUAGAGGACUCGUGGCCUGAAGAGCACUGCCUGACCUUCCGCUCCUCUGUCUCUGCUGCAGUUAAACCCAUAGACUACCUGGAGGCUACAGCGGCUUCGGCUAAUGACAGCGGCUGUCUAGUCUUGGGGAACCAUCAUGCCCUGGUCACUUCAGGGGACGCCUGUAAUGCCUACAUCUAUUUGUGCCACGAGGGGGAGGGGGAGAGGGAGGUAGAGCCGCAACCCAUCGAGUGCUGCCACUCUCAUUUCGUCGACCCCCUCACAGGCUUAGUGGUGCGGAACUACACACGGGACAACUACAGCGAUAAGAUUGUAGAGAUACCCAACAACGAGGAAGAGAGUGUGAAUCUGUCGCCAGCACCGGGAGGUCCUAAACCAAUCCUAACGCACAACACUAAGACCAGCACAACCCCUCUAAACCACUCUGGGCAAUAUGUUGACAUCACUAUGGACGAUACCCUUUCAAUAGACCAUAAGGAAGAGGUUAGUACGGAAGACAAAGGGGUUCUCACAGACCCUAAACCAGAGGGUGUGACUCUGACCCUCUCCUCAGUGAAUGUUCCUGACCUAGUCCCCAUUGUCGAGCAAGAGUCAGAGCUGAGCCAUACGUUAGACAGCGGCUUAGACAGAGACCACUGCUCCAGCAUUAGUCUAGUGGACAUCUCCGACUGCUGCACCGACGACGAUGAAGAUGAUGACAUCACCGACUCAACCUCAGAGAUCUUCGCUGACGAGACGUCGGUUGGGGACGCUAAUGCCUCCCCUCCCCUGGCCCGUCCCCUCAAGUCCCUGCAGAAGCAGGUGGGAACCCCCAAUUCCAUGGCCUCCAUGGACCUGAUGCCUUCAGCAGUCGGCUCCACCUGCAAAGCUUUCAGCCCCUCCUCCAGCUCCUCCCACCCAUCUAGCUCCUCCCCCAAAGCAAUGGACAGCGGGUACGACACAGAGAACAAUGAGAGCCCAGAGUUCGUCCCCAAGGAGCCCCACAACGAGCCUCGGGGCCCAGAGACAUUCACCCAGUCACUGGGGGAGUCUGUCCUGGACACCAGCCUGGAUGAGGGGGGGGGGGAGGCCGAGGUGGCCCCACUGGAUGAUGAGGAUGAACCGACCCUGGAUGAAGAUGUGCUUCUAGCAGCCUCACAGACCACAGACAAAGAGAAGGGUCUGACCCCACUCAGUGAGAAGAACCCUUACAGGGACUCUGCCUACUUCUCUGACAAUGAGAACGAACGUCUUUCCAGGGAUGAGGGGGGUGACGAAAAUGUAGAAGUGGAGGAAGGAGAAGUGGAAGAGAGGCUGACAGAGAAGAGGGAACUCAGCCCUCUUCAGAUAGAGGAGGAAGAAGAGGAGGGAGUGGAGACCCCAGCUCUUCUUCUGGAGGAGAGUGAAGACCCAGAGAUGGAAGGAUGCCUGACAGAAGAGUGCACCCAGGAUGAAGGGCUAGAGCUGGGGCUAGAGCUAGAGCUGGCCUCCAUUCUCUCUGGAGAAGUAGAGGCAGGGUCAGAAGGAUGGCCUGCCCAGGAGAAACCCUCUUCUCUGGGAGACUGGGCUGCAGAGGUGGUGGGGGCUAUGGAGGAAGCCCUGGGUGAACUCCAGAGGAGCACUGAAACCAACUCUGGUACCAAGGAGAAGGAGGAAGAGGAUGAAGGAGAGCAAAGGGACAUGGAGGACUCAUCUGAAGCCUUAGAAACAGCAGACGUCCUAGAAGAAGCAUUUACCAAAAUGCCAGAGACCCUCGAGAAGGACGAUAAUGACGAAGAGAACAGUCCUCCCGCAUGGCGUCGACGCUUCUCCUUCUCUCCUCCCCCUCCCUCCACCCCUCCUCUCUCCUCUCCUCCCCCUCCCUCCACCCCUUCUCCUCCUCUCCCCCCGAUGACUCCCCCUCUGGGCCGGCAGUUGCCCAUGGAUGGGGGGGAGGCGGACGAGGAGGACGGAGAUGGUGACUUCGAUGACAGUGAGUCAGACGAGGAGCUGAGCAGUUACAGUGUUCAGGAGGAGCAGAGUGGAGGGGAGGACAGCGGGGAGGAGAACCAUGCUGUACCGAUUGUGGUGAGCGACUGCAGCGAUGCUCAUAACCUACGUAGUCUACUGAAGAUGCCCACCCCGCUCACCGCCGAGUUGCUCGCCGAUGACCUGCUGGAACGCAAGAAGAAAGUGGUGUCCUUUUUUGAUGACGUCACCGUUUACCUGUUUGACCAGCAGAGUCCCACUAAAGAGCUGGCUGAGCAUGGUUUCUCUCCAGGGACUGAGACCAGCGGACAGGGUUCACUGGUCAAACAACCAACCUCUGAUGACUCCUCAGAUGGAAACAUCUCAGAAGAGAGUGCAGGGUAUGAGUGGGAGGAUGACUUCCCCCUGUUGCCCAUUCCCACUUCCUCAUCCAAGAUGGCUGCCUCCUCCUCAGGCUCAUCCCCUUCCGCACCCAGCCUGCCCUCCACCUCCAAGGCCCCGGAGCCCAAACCAGCAGUGCAGUACUCCCGCUUCACAGUCUCCCCUAGCCACGUGUCUCGCUUCUCCAUUACACACGUCUCUGACUCUGACGUGGACUCUGGUCCAGGGAGCAGUGAGGAUGGAGACAGAGUAUUAUAGAACCACAGCCACCCAGAAACUGCAGGAACUGCACCAUAUAAACAUGUCUGAGCCUCUAAACAUGACAUUUGUUUAGUGCUUUUUUGGACAUCAGCUUUCUGAAAAGACAGUGCCUAAUUGUUUAUGGACACUUUAUGAAUGGAGUCUGUAAAAGGGAUGUGAAAGCAGAGAAUCAACACCUAUGAGAAUAUAUAAAAUACUAUAUGAUGAUAAUCUACACAUACACCGAAGAAUAUUUAUGUUAUCAAAAUAACUUGUAUGAAGGUAAAGACUUAUGUUGCAUUCAAGAUAUUUUUGGGAACAAAGAGAAACUUUAGAACAAACGUGUAACUUGUUUGCCACCACAGACACUCAUUAUCAGCAUGUUAUAGAGAACCACACAACGUUACCGCUUGUUACGUGGAAGACAGACGAUCAUUUUUAUUGAUCAGCUGUUUUAACAUGGACAUCAAAACAGAAGACACAAUUUACAGAACAUCCCUCUCAGAGAAGGAGGGAGUGAAAAGCAAUGAAGGAAAGGACACAAUGAAGGUUUUUUCAUCAAAUAAUCGGUGUUUGAAAGUGACUGUACCAAGAGCAUAUUUUUGAGACAUUAGUUAACUCGU